UUGAUCACAAUCUCACAUUUUGGUAGAGAUUGAUAAUCACUCAUUUGAAUGAUUGUUGGUGGGACCAAAAAAAAGUAAUACAUGUAUUUUGUCACAAAUUAAAAAAAGACUUAAUCUUGACAUUAUAUGCAUUAGCUAAAUACAUUGCUUGAAAUCACAACCUCCGCAGGUGGCCCCCAAAUUUAGUAGGACCCGCUGUCACAAAGUGGCACAUGGGGCUGAGGUUCCUGGGUCUACAAAAAAUCACAACCUCCAAAUGAAUCGUUUGUCGGUUUAAAAUUGGUUAGCUGGUUCCCCGGCCCCUUGAGCACAAAACAACAACGUGGGUGGUUAAUCCGCAGGUUAAUAUCGAUUCACCUGCAAAUAACUCGAACUGCAAACAGUGGGUGAUUGAUAUGGUUGGUUUGUGACUUGAUAAAUAUCUCACCCGCACUUAUGUGGAUGGGUGGUGGGUGGAUUGCGGGUCACCCAAAUGACCCGCGCCCUAUUUUCACAGUGGGUGGUUGAUUGUUUCUUAUACUAUCGAAUAUUCAUCAUAUUUCCAAUCGCAUUACACAUUGACCAUCUACUUUUUUGCUACAAUUAUUGGUCAUUGUGUUGUGUAAUAUCCAUUAGAUAUUGGAUAUUGGGAUGCAAAUUAUUGUUAAUAUCCAUUAGAUAUUGGGAUUCAAACUAUAAACUAUUAAUUAUUUCAAAAUGACAAAAUGCGUAAGUUUUCUCUACACAAUUGGUUGAUAGAGUAAUGAAAAUUUUGAUGCCAAUACUACAUGGAUUCACAUGAGAUUACAUGAGAAGUGUCUAAAUUGAUACAAUCUUACUAAUUUGCUAUGAACUUAUUAUCAUUGUUAAUCAACAUUCUUAAUGACUAGUUGGAGAAUUACUUUUGCGGGUUAACCCACGACCCAACCGCACCCAUCCGCCACCCACCCAACCCGAUCCACAGAAGAAUGUAUAUGAGCUUGAAAUUUUUAUUUUAUUUUCUAAUUUAUUUUAUUUUAUAUAAUUUAAACAUAAUUUUUAAUUACAUAUGCAAUUGCAAGUGGAUUGCAUUGAUGUAGGUCCAAUGACAUUUAUAUGAGUUGGAUUGCAAAAGUAUUGAGGUGGAAAAAAAACUUCAUAUGCAAUUAAACUUGCAAUUACAUUGAUGUGUAUGCUGUUAAAAAUAUAUAAAAUUAAUUAUUUUAAAAAUAAAUAUAUAAAUAAUAGUAAGUUAACAAUUUAAUUCAUAAACGUGCUAUAUGAGUUAUAUAUGUGUUUAGUACGGAAGCCAUUAAAUGAACGAAAAAAAUAAAAUAACUUGAAAAUUAUAAAAAAAUAAAAAUUUUAAACGAAUAAAAUACGUACGGGUACAUAUACUACGAAGUUAAAUUUAUUUAACUAUGGGAUGUUAACGUAAAUCAGAGGAAAUGGGGAAACAAAGGCCCAUUCAAAAUCCAAUAAUAGAUGGUCCAAAUAAUCGAGUGGGACCCUUGGCCCAACAUAAGCUUGCCCAAACAAAUCCUAGCCGCAGGCCCAAAAACUGCAUCUCCAAAUCUCGCCGCCGUUCCCUUUGCUCUGCAGUUUUUGUUCUUUUUUUCACGUCGGCCUUGCUUUUCUCCAGCAAAUCCACCGUUCCUUUCUUCUCUCCGACAAAUCGCCGUGCUCCUCAUCAUCUGAAAUCCCUCUCUGCAAAUCCGCCGCUUAUGAGCAUAAUCCUGCGAAAGAUCGCGGCGAAGUUGAGAACGAAGUCUCCAUUUUAAGCAGCGAUGGGAUUUGGAGCUUUGAGAAAUAUCGUUCUUCGGCCGCUGGCCAGAAGGCUUAUUGCAUCCGGCGCCUCCACUACUUCCAAUUCGUCAUUGGCGGGAAAACCCGAUUGUCGAUUUGGUCUCGGCCUCCGUCAAGCUCCUUCACCACCGUUGUUGGGCCAGCAGCAGCUGUGGCGUCAUUUCAGUUUCUUUUCAGAGUCUGGUUACGACAGGUUAACGGACACGAGAUUACCGAAUCGCCGGAAAAGGGCCGGCUUGAGACCUGCCGGGGCAUUUGCUUGGGUGAAGUAUGAUGCUGGAGAGCCGAUUAAACCCAGUAACCCUAAUGAAGGAAGUGUCAAGAGAAGGAAUGAGAAGAAGCGUAGAAUGUUACACCGCGCCUUUGUAAAGGGACGUAUCGAAUUGGCUUUAGUUUUGACUUGAUUGUUGCUGGAUUGUGCCUGGAUAACUUGAAAUUCAACAGUUAAACAAUGGGUUUGAGCAAGCAUAUAGAGAACAGUGCAGACAUUAUUGGCUUUCUCUCUGUCAAGAAUUAGUUGUCUCGAUAACUUGGGAGAGUUUUCAAAAGCAUGAAUCUUGUACAAUUCUGAUGCAUGUUUGAUGGCUGUCAUUACUAACUACAUCAGUUGCAACUAUCUUAGGGCCCGUUACGACGUUAGAAAUCACCGAAGUGCAUUACUUUCUUCAUUGGGAUGGAUUAGAUUAACGGACAUGAAUAAACCUGUGGUGGUGUUUAACUUAAAACUUGAACAGACGGAGGCAAAGAAGAGGAAAGUUGAGUUGCAGGCAGCUAACAGGAGGAAAAUGGCCGCGAGAGUGGACCGCAAAAUGGCUGCUGUGGCGAGGGAUAGAGCUUGGGCAGAAAGAUUGGAACAACUGCAGCGACUCGAGCAAGAGAAGAAGAAAAACUACUCCAUGGAGUCGUAAGAGUUUUAGUGUCAUACAUUCUCUAUUCCCGAAUGCCUCUGCUGCAGCAGCUUUUGCCUGUUAACCGCAGAACAAGAAAACCCAAAAAAUCACCUUGAAUAAAUAUUUAUACCUAUUUUUUAUAAGAGUUUAUUAUUUAUACUUGAUAAAGUUCAUCUACAGUAAAAACAUAAUGGUAAUUUAAACUGUAAUUUAAAAUUCACUUACCGUGACUAACGACCAAGUCAUAGUUGACAAUGGAUUUGUUCUUCUGACCCGAGUUUGAUUCCCUUUUUCCUCUUAUUUCUUCGUCUGCUCCAACGCAUGGUUUGCUGCCAUCCACAACUCUGCAUUGCAACUCGACAAACAUAUCAACCACUGUUUAGAUGCUUUUUUGGAUCCAUGAUCCAAUCCGCCAAUCCAUUUGAUUCAUUGAUCCACCAAUUCAAUUCAGCAAUCCACUACGAUCUUGCAUAGAGAGUGAGUCAUUGAUAAAAUGCAAUCUGUAUUUCAUUUUGAGAGCCAUUCUUACAGUUCUCUGCCAUGUUUGAUAGUUCCUAAUCGUACCACACAAAAUUUCAGAAACAAUAGACCACAGCCCAGAUUUUCACUUGGAUUGAUAUUAUAUGGACUAUGAAGCUAAGCCACACCUCUGAGAAGCCUAUCCUAUGAUCAUAUAACUGAUGCAAAAUUUACCGUGUAGUUACGCCACCUGCUCAAAGGACAAAUGAGCAUUGAUAAUGGGGCAAUCGACCCACCACACCAACCUAGAAAAGGAGAGGUUUAUAAGCAGGCUAGAUGCCAAUUUCCUGUCACUAUAGCGGUUGUCUUCCCAAUGAACCUCAAUUCCGUGG
Messenger RNA from Linum trigynum, 3505 nucleotides. Lineage: Eukaryota; Viridiplantae; Streptophyta; Magnoliopsida; Malpighiales; Linaceae. The record is from the annotation of a GenBank genome assembly.